AUGUUUGAAGAAGGAUCUUUUGAGUGGACUAAGGCAGAAAAUGAAGCUUUUAAUUUGAUUAAAGAGUGUUGUGUGAAGCUCCCAUCCUUGCCCUACCCGAUUUCCACCAAUGUUGAAGUAGAAUGCGAUGCAAGCGGUGUUGGCAUUGGGGCAGUUUUGAAUCAAUCCAAGAGGCCAAUAGCAUACUUUAGUGAGAAGCUUAGUGAUUCAAGGAGGAAGUAUAGCACUUAUGAUAAGGAGUUUUAUGCUAUAGUGAAGCACUUGACCAUUGGAGUCAUUACCUUCGGCCGAAACAUUUGUCCUCCAUUCGGACCACCAAGCUUUGAGGUUCAUCAUGGGCAGCGUAAACUCAACACAAGACAUGCUGAAUGGUUGAGUUCAUCCAAUCCUUUUCUUUUGUGCGGAAUUACAAACAAGGAUCACACAAUGUUGUAG
Messenger RNA from Pistacia vera, 435 nucleotides. RefSeq lists its product as uncharacterized. NCBI's taxonomy places the organism in Eukaryota, Viridiplantae, Streptophyta, Magnoliopsida, Sapindales, Anacardiaceae. Bases 1 to 435 code for a protein of 144 amino acids. The record is from RefSeq and is a predicted model, not a curated record. The transcript has a single exon.